AUGCUUGUAAGAAUCAUUUGCGGUUUUACAAUUGGAGUUUUAAUGUCUUGGAGACCGAACAUGCCUAUAUUAGUUGCCACAAUAGAUUGUAACAGGCAUAUGAGUUUCGAUUUUCUUAAGAGACAUAUGGCUAAUUUGAACAAAAUCUGGAAAAAUGAAACGACUUAUUAUAGACAAAAAAGAAGAACAGUACACAAGAUGUCAGAACCUGAAAACAGCUUUGGUUCUGAAAAGAUAAUAGUUAUCGUUUUGGGAUCAGUGAUAUGCCUGGUACUGUUGUUGGCAAUUGUUCGAGAAAUGUAUCAAAGCUGUCGAUUUCCUAGCAGCCAGAUACUUGUGAAAGAGACAGAAGAUGUUUAUGCAGUGCUUGGUGACAUUGAGGAAAGAAUUGCCUGA
Magallana angulata is the source of this 396-nucleotide messenger RNA. RefSeq lists its product as uncharacterized. NCBI's taxonomy places the organism in Eukaryota, Metazoa, Mollusca, Bivalvia, Ostreida, Ostreidae. The transcript has 3 exons. The record is from RefSeq and is a predicted model, not a curated record. The coding region runs from base 1 to 396 and encodes 131 amino acids.